This is a messenger RNA of Malaya genurostris, 8749 nucleotides long. RefSeq names its product calexcitin-1-like. The transcript has 7 exons. Bases 835 to 1389 code for a protein of 184 amino acids. Lineage: Eukaryota; Metazoa; Arthropoda; Insecta; Diptera; Culicidae. The record is from RefSeq and is a predicted model, not a curated record. Gene Ontology annotation, molecular function: calcium ion binding.
GAGCUGCAUUCGGGUCGUGUCAGGCGCGGUGGACGGUGCAUUCUCGAGUUCAUCAGUUGUUGCUUCUUCCCAGAAUUGAUAGUAAAUGUAACCAGUGGAGUUCUUUCUACUGACCACACACACUGUAAGUUGUCCCAUUGGAAGGCGCGCACGUUGCUGCAGUCUGUGUCUGUCGGUCGGUCAGUUUCCGUCGGUCAGUUCAGUUUCCAGGUUGUUCCGAGCGAGAACGUGCCAACCGAGAAACUAGGCGAGAAAGUUUAAAUCUCAUUUGUGACGUUACCAACCACCACCACCCACUACUGCUACUAAAGUGCAGGGUGAGCAGUGGGUGCACGAGGAGGAGAGGGAGCAGGAGGUGACAGCCAGUUUCGUACUACAUAUCGCCGACCGUACCGAGAGCCAUUCAAUCGUGGCCCGUCGAAGCGGAAGGAUUGUCGAAGCGUGGCUCUAACGACGCGUUCCCAAGUGCUUAAAGAUAAUAAUCAGCUGAGUUUUCGGUGCCAUUGUUCACAGAUUAGUAUCUAAUUUACAGCCAAUUCCCCUCCAUCCCCAACAAAAAAAAACAGAAUAGCUCAUAUUCCGCAGGCAUAAAAAUACAUCGACUGAUUGUGAACGAACGGACGGACGAACGGGAAGGAUCGUGAGCUGAAUAAGUGAGUGAAUCCCAAAAAGAAUUCUGAUAAACUGAUUGCUAGUGGAGAUAACUGUAGUGAAGGGGGAAUUCUCGAACGAAAAAGGAUUGUUGUCCGGAGACUAUUUGGCCGCUCCCCAGAUUCUGCAGUAAAACGAUAAUCCUCGUUGUUAGCGGAAACACCGAUCGCAACCUCACCAAACAUGCCAAUUUCCGAGUUUCGCAAGAAAAAGCUGCUGUAUGUGUUCAACGUGUUUUUCGAUGUGAACCAGAGCGGCGAAAUCGAUCGAAAGGACUUCGAACUAGCCAUUGAAAAAAUCUGUGAACUUCGCGGCUGGCCGGUGGGCAAUCCGCGGAAUACGGAAACCCACGAAUCCAUGUUCAAAAUUUGGGAUGGAUUGCGUUCCAAGGCGGACAAGGAUAACGAUGGUCAGGUCUCGGUCGAGGAGUGGUGCAAAAUGUGGGAUGAGUACGCGCGGGAUCCGGACUCCGUGCUUGACUGGCAGUUGAGAUACAUGAACUUCAUGUUCGACCUAGAAGACGCUUCCAACGACGGAGGCAUCGAUGCGGAGGAAUUUUCCAUUGUUUGCUCCAGCUACGGACCCGAUAAGCAAGAAUGUCAGCAAGCAUUCCGGAAGAUGGCGCAGGGUUCUGAUGAGGUCAACCGGGAGCAGUUUGCCGAUUUGUGGCGCGAGUAUUUCUCGACCGACGAUCCAACGGCGCCCGGAAACUUCAUUUUCGGUAAAACAGAAUUUUAACGUAGCGGAGCGAACUACCGAUUUCUAGCUCUUAGCAACAUCCUCGAACAACGUUCCGAGUUCCGGUGGAUUUGGAACCCCUCUAGCGGCAGCAAUAGCGGCGGCGAUAGUGCACCCGAACAAAAGAAGACACUUAUCGGUAGAACAGACCGAACCUGGCGCAAGAGGGCAUUUUUCAAUUUAGUCAAAUUUAGUAGCGGCGGCCUUCGGGUUGCGUUGUUUUUUCUCUAGCGUUGAGUUCCCAAUUCAAAACACAUCCACAAUUUAUACGAACGGUCGGGAGCAUUUCGGACCUUGACGACGCAGACGGAGAUAGAUUUGGUAGUUUCGGUGUUUGGUGCAAUAAAUUGUAAGCGUUUUCAAAUACAUCAAUCAUUUUGAUUGUGAUGCGGUUCCGGUAGAUGUCACUGCGUGGCGUCGAACGGUUAAAUCGGUUUACCGUCAGGCAGAUUAUUUUCCGUUUCGUGUCAUGAAUAAAGAAAAUCACUUCGAGGCAACUGUUGGUAGACCUCGAGCGAAUGGAUUAACAGUUCUGAAGUUAAACGAAUAAAAAAAGAUAUUCUCCGUUUUAUUUGUUGCCAUUAAAAGCGUUUGUGGAGGGGAAGCGAACCGGUCCCGUGACGUGAUUAUAAUAAAUUGUGAAGCACAGAAAUAUGAUAAAUCAUAGUCAACGAGAAUAGGUUCCAGCUUUUCUAGGUGACGUGGCCUAUCUUCGGUUUUUGCUUGCAGCAAAGCUACUUAAAAAAAGAAGCCAAAGAUGCUUUUUCUAGGUUAGGAUUUUUUUUUCGGUGAGUGCCUUGUAGUUUUUGCAACCUAUGCAGCUCUAUCUUCUCACUUAGUUCCAAUCCGGUACGUGCCUGAGAUUCUCCUGUGUUUGAACGGCUAUUUUGUUAUCAGCUGUCAUUUUUCGGUUGGCUGAUUAUAGUAGGCUUGAAAAAUGAAAAAUGUUUUUAUAAUGUGCAUGUCCAUACUACCGGAGGCGGUCAUCAAUUCACAUGGGGUUUUAAUAGUGUUAUUAAAGUGAGAAAUUAUUUGAUAAUGCUUUCUUUUCACGAUUCAAAUCAUCGGGUAUUUAAGGUUUCACUUACAAUCUUAGGAAAACAGACAUGGUUAAAAAAUGCAACAAGCAGUUUUCGCUUGGUAAAUCUUCAAGAAAAAUAUUAGAAAAUUGAACUAAAUGAACUGACAUUUCAUUAGGAGAAAAUAGUUUUUGAGUUUUUCAAUGAUGGUUGCCUUUCUAUAAAAGUAAGUUUCCCCUUGAAAGAAGCCUAUCUCGUUUGCAUCAUCCAUUUAUUCUGACUGAAGUGUAAUGAAAUGGCAUUAGGUUUUGCACGAACAUGACAUAACCUCACAAAAAUGAACAGAAUGAACUUUUUUUGACAGUCGACGUGUACUUGUUUACAGUUUAAAAGUUCAUCAGAAGUUCAUCGUUCGAAUGUAAAAAUUGCAAGUCGUCUCACACUCAACAGAUUCAUACAUAUAUCGCUCCUUGAUGCUGGAAACACAUACAGGGCAAUCUUUUUAGUUAUUUUCACUGUGGAAUACGUUUUCAACAGGCACUUUUUCGUCAUUUUUUCAAUUUUUAACUUGCAGUCGCAAAACAAAACAAGUACACGGCAACUGUCAGAGAUGAACUUGAUUCAUCGGCAGUUCAUUAGUGUCGUCAUCGUGCAAAACCUAAUAGGUUAUCGGAAUUUUCCAUCAGCUCCUGUGCAGCUACACAGAAAACGAAAAGUAUAUAUUUAUUGACUACUUUUUACUCAAUUUGGAAUUAUUUUGAAUCGUUAUUUCAGGAGAGCUAAGAAAAAUAGAGUAUUAAUUUUAACGGCAGACGUAAGAGAAAACCUUUCUCUAUUGUUUUCUGUUAGGACUUACUCUCAGCGAGUACUGAGUCUUUGGAGAUUCCUCUGCAAAGUGAAUGUUGAUAGGUGGUUUAUUGGCCGUUAGCACAAAAAAGAGAUAAAUAUGGCAAGAAUUGCCGAACAAAGUUGACUGUGUACACACUAAACUUCGUUUGGUGGUUUUUAGUGUAUAUUUAGUUCGGUAAAUUUCGCAUUUUUUAGAAGCUUUGAAUAGCCGAAUUACCGAACACUUUCAUACUACCGAUAUAACAGCACAAAUCAACAUUUGUUGACAGUCGUACUUUAAGGAACUGCUGUAAUGAAAACAUUAUUUUUAUUGAGAAAACCACCUACCGAGAUUUGCACAACUGAGAUCGGUAAUCCAAUUUAAGUGUGUAGACAGGCAAUCGGAAUGAUCGAACCCUCAAAAAUCCACCUAGUGUUUUAGCGAUGCAUUUCUCAUCAGUGUUUUGAGAUGUAAUUCCCAUUUCGAAGGUUUUCAUCCCAACUUGCGGUGCUUGCGAAACUGGAAAUCGAGGACCGACAAAACUGAAGUAGGUUUGCUUCGCCACCAACAGGCAAUAUUUGAAAUAUUUUGGGAUAAGCUUGAACGUUUCGUUAAUGUUUUGCAUCCCCAAUUAAGUUAUGAUUUGACAUUUUCAACACUCAGUACACACUUAAAUUGGAAAACCGAUCUCAGCUGUUCGAACCUCGGUAGCUGAGUUUUUCAGCAAAAAUAACGUUUCAUCACAGCGGUAUCUUAAGGUUUUGCUGUAAACAAAUGUUUGUUUGUGCUGAUAUAUUAAAAGAAACUGAGAAUGUUUGGUAGUUCGGCUGUUCAAAAUUCGUUAAAAGGUUUGGAAGAAGUUACCGUACGAUGUUUAGUGUGUACCCUUUAAUUCCACAACCAGAAGUCACACAGUUAAAUCCAAUUCUCUAGCUCGGUAAAGAAGAAUGUCGAGACAGAUCGACAACACACAAUUUUUCCGAUUUCUCAGUAAUAAAUAUUACGAUUUCCGUGAUCCGUUCAGUAGAUUUACUUAUUUUUCGGCAAAAAGAGCAUCUUUUUGCCGAGAUUUGACAAAAUCUUAUACUAAACUCAUCAGGGAUUUACAAUUAUCCCGAAAUCACCAAAUGCUUUGACCAAAAUUUUGAAAUAUGUAUUAGUUUUUGCCGAAACUCGGCAAGGCAACUGUGAUUUAUGGUUCAUAUUUUCGCUACUCACUACGCAGUUAUUUUCUGACGAAGAAGUGAGAAUCUACGAUUUAUCCAGUAAGUAUAAUAACUACAAAUUAUUAUUGAUUAUUUAAAGAAUGCACGUUCCAGAUCCUGCUUUCUUUGUCGGAAUUCUUUGUUUGCUUUUAGUUGCUGGAGGAUCAGUAAUUUACAAUUUUCACUUCGUUACUUUUGCCGAACAUUCAGUAAAGGUUAUGCCGAACAGACAGUAAACUUUUGCUGACAAAUUUGGUAAUAACUGACGUUUGUCAAAUUUGAUAUUUCCGAUACUUUGCAAUUGUAUCUUUUGCCGAGAUGAUUACCGAGUACUCGUCGGUUCAAAUCUCGGUAAUGAUUUCGCCGAUAUUCAGCGAAAAAAAGUGCGCAGAUCCAAUUCAAACUGAAUGACAAUUUUGAAGAUUUGGUUCCUUUUUGUUGUCAUCUCUAAAUAUUUGACAUUCAUCACCCUGUAUUUUCCGAACCAGAAGUCGAAGUCCGAGUAGAAUUGAAUGGCUGUCAAUGGGAUCUUGCGUAAAUUGACUUAGCAUUUUUCUAAAACAAAAUCGAGGUGAGUUCCGAUGUGUUUUGGAUCCUCCUUCAAAGUUUUUUAGUCCGAUUCUUGCAAUAACCGUUGUUUUUAAACGAUUCUUACAUUGCAAAAUCCGUGUCCGGUUCUUGCUCUCAAAGUUAUCAUCCGAUUCUUGCAUUCAUAAAUACUUGAACGGGUUUCCCAAGCUAAGUUGUAUUUAUCCAAUUUCUGCUUUCAGCCGUUCAAAUGAUCACUCAGUGAAAUUGAUUUUUUUAAACAUUUUUCACCCAAUAAUUUCGGAACCGAAAGCCGGAUCCGGAUAAAAUUCAAUAGCAGACUAUGGUACCAUAAGAUAUUUCCUUUUGAAUCUAAAAUUUUUUCGAAAAACAGACAGAAUUUGAAGUGAAUACGUUUUACUUGACUAUGGGAUGCCUUUUCAAAAUGAAAGAGUGAUAAGUUUUUGAUCGUGAAUAUCUCCUGUUUUAUUCAACGUAUCAACAUGAUUUUUUCCACGUCAUCGGCGAUAUGAUCACUAAUUUAUGAUAGAAUUUUCAGUAGUAUGAGAUAAUCACAAAUAACUUGAUGCUGCAUUCAUUCCAGCCUGCGUAGCUGUCUCGUUCAAUUUAGACCGGAAUUCAGGUCCUGUAUCUAAUUCUAGAGUUCAGUUCUGAAAUUCGGUUUCAAACCCCAACACCAGACGUUUUUUUAAUUUCCAGAAUCCAGAUCUAAAAAUCAUUCCUUUGUCCGGAAUCUAGGGCCAGAAUCGAAUUUCAGAACUGUGGAACUUGAACCGAAUUUAAGGUUUUGAUUCUAAGCCUGAAUUUUGGACAGAGAUCAGGAUCUUGCUUCUAGACCUGGACUCUGGAACUGAAAUUCUGGGAAUGAAAUUAAGGUUCAGACCAGAAUACAGUUCCAAAAUCCCUUUUCAGAAUUCAGACUUAUAAUUCACGUUCAGUAUUCGGAAACUGAGUUCCGAGCCUGAGAUUCUGGAACUACAUUCAGCAUCAUUUUUAUAUCCAGAACUCAGUUCUAAAAUGCAUUCCAGAAACCAGAUUUGAAUCCAGCUAGAGUAUGCUGGUCUAGAAUUAGGAGCCAAAACUCUAGAAGUGCAACUGAAUUAAGAGGUUAGAUUCUGAAGAUUUUGAACUAAAUUCCGGAUCUGGAUCAUAGAACUCAGUUUCGAAGCUGAAUUUUGGAUCCAAAUUUGAAAACUGAGUCCUGUACCGGACUUAAACUUAGAAUUCAGUUCCGAACCAGAAUUCUAGGCUCGAAUUAGUGUUUCACAACGAUCUAGAUUCAGGUUUCUGUUCCAGUUUCAGAAUUCAGUUCCCAGAAUUCAGGAUCAGAAUUCAGUUCCAGAAUCUCUAGAAUUAUAGGUGAAGAAUUCAGAUUAAUUAACAUCAAAGAAAUUGAACCAUUCAUUUUAUUCGUAUUCAGAGAUUUUCAUGUAGUUAGUGCGUCAUAAUUGGUGAAAUUUUGUUUCAUGUUGCGAAACAGAAUUUUACAUCCACAGCUCUGUUCGUUGUUUGACGAUUCAACGUAACUCUUCUGCGAUUGUAGCGCUGCCCAAGUGGCAAGCAUGGAAUUAAGUAAUGGGUGAAAUGUCAGUGUGAAAUUCACUAGGAAACAGAGAUGCCAGAUGAGGAGAUUUGUCUACCAAUUUGUAAAAUUUGUGAUAAGUGCUGCUGACAUGUUUGUCACAUGCAAUUUUUUACAGAUGUCCGAGUUUUGUUUUGUUUAUGUUCUGCAGAUUUUCGAAGUUUUUUUACAGAUAGUUAAUACAUGUGGCAGGCUUUGGAAACUGACUGUUUUUUUUUUUAUUUUGCUCACUAUAUCUACAGACUGAAGUUCUUUCUGUGGUUUUUUUUAUAUUUUUCAGACAGUUAAGAAUUUGACGUAAAACCUUUGGUAGUAAAAACUUGAAAAAGUGCUUCCGAGCACACUUUCUAAAAUUGCAUUAACAAUUUCAAAAAAUAUUGACGACAACUUCCCAUCGUUUGCGAUUUUUCUUUAUUCAGACCCGGAUCCGCUUCGAACGAAUAAACUAUUUUUAGUUGGAUAUGAUUUUUCCAGGAACUGGAAAGUUAGUGCAUAAGAUCGAUAAUAAUUAUUAGCCUUGCCUAAAUCUAUAGUUCACUUACAAUAUGGAACAAACCAUUCUGAAAUCGAUUAGAAAUGACAGACUGAUUUCGUACAAAAUGUUAUUAAAAGAACAUAAAAAGAUUGAGUUUGAAUCAGAAACUAGGUGAAAAGUCUAAGCCUUUUAGGACCAGUUCGGGACUGUUGUGAAAUCAACAAAACAUUCCACUAAGCGAACUUACCAAAUCUUCUCUGCGUGAGUCAAACGCGGGAUGCUCCCCGAAUAACCCUUCAAAUAUCAUCCUUUUACAAAGAACUAAGCUGGUGUCAUUUGAAAACUUUUGAAUAUUAUCCUAGAUAAGAACAGAAUGAUAGUACUCGAUAGCUAAUACUAUUACAUAUAUGAUAUAAACAAACAAACAAACAAACAGAAAAAAAAAUCUCUAUAUCAGAUGAUGUUGAAAUGUCAAAGAAAAGUCUAUAGCAUAUAAACAACCAAUGUUCUCUAACUAAGCAAACAACUCUGUGUGGAAGGAAACUUUACAAAAUAGCGUACGAUAGCACGAGACGUCCAUUGCUCUAAUACACGUCAAUUUUGAGGUUAGGAAGUAGAAGAAUAAUUACUGCAUAUCUUUGAUUUGGACGCAACUGGCUACCAAAGUUAGCAGACCGGGACGAUGAACGAGUAACCGUUUUCAAUUUCUAUCCUAAUCCAAAUAAAAGUUAACUUGUUAAGUUGUUGCCUGUUCGCUUCCGAGCAUUAAUUUUUUGCCGAGGGGUUACAUUUUAACCAACAUAAUUGAAUGCGUUUCUUUAGCAAAAAAUAGCCGAAUUUUUCAUUCACUUACUAAACUAAAUCGAACAUUCCUGUUGUUGUUAAACUGCAUUUUUUAGAUUCUUGUUUUGAAAGCAUUCCUGAAGCGUCCAGCGCACAAAUGCUAUUUUCACUUCCAUAGAGUUCUUGGUAGGUCUAAGAUCGGAUCCAAUAUGGUGCCAAUCGUAUCGGUAGCAGUAAGCACUUGGCAAAAGUCGAUUUUGAUGACGCGAAAAUUUUGAUAACAUUGAUACGUAGCAGUAGAUUCGUGUAUUUAAAAAAAAACAACAAAACUAAACAAAUUAUUACAAACCGAUGGUCAAUUCAUCAUAGAUGUUUAUGUGUUCGAGUGUGGAGCGGAAAUGGCUAAAUAUUACCUUCAAAACAUGAUCUUCAACUGUAGUCAAUUGCUCUGUGAUUCUAUUGAGGACUUGCGAAAACCAAUCGCCCAUAUCAAUAAAACUGUGAGUGUUCCUCUUUCCUUCUUCCUACUGUGUCCGUCUCCGGCACACUUUUGCAAAAAAAAAUCACUAAAUUUCCUUGUCUUUUAUCAAUAUCGAGAACUGAUUGACCUUCGAUACCAUUAGAAUUAUGUGACUAAACCGUACCAUAGACGUUUGACCAGUUGCUGUUAAACAAAAAGAUAGAGAUAAAUGCUAAGAAGCUAAAUUGAGAAUUUUGAAAUAAAAGCUCCAACGUAAACUCUGGUUAAAUGUGGAAUAAAGGAAUUAAUAAAACAAUACGGUCAUUGUUCGAUUUGAAGCUACCGAGCGAUAAUUUUGAAGCAUACGAACGAUUUGAUUGAUGAAAACUUUGAAAUGUAAAACAUAGGAUCUAUAUUAAUGUUGAAUGUUGAUUGAAAUAAAGUCUAACAUAAACCUA